CUCUCUCUCUCUCUAUCUCUCUCUCUCUCUGUGACAAAGAUGAUAACAGGAACACAUGAACAAGAACAAACUCAGAAAGCAGUUGGAUGGGCAGCCCUAGAUUCCUCCGGGAUACUUUCUCCUUUCCAUUUUACUAGAAGGGCUAAUGGAGAUAAUGACAUUACAAUGAAGAUUCUUUAUUGUGGGAUUUGUCAUUCUGAUUUGCACAUGACCACAAAUACAUUUGGAUUUUCUUCUUAUCCUAUGAUUCCUGGGCAUGAGAUAGUUGGUGUGGUGACCAAAGUAGGAUGCAAAGUAAACAAAUUCAAGGUAGGAGAUAAAGCAGGAGUGGGGGGCUUCAUUGGCUCAUGUGGUACAUGCACCAGUUGCCAGAACAACCUCGAAAACUAUUGCACAAAAGUCACUCAUACUGCCACCAUCUUUGGUGGGGCAGAGGAAGAGAAAAACUACGGUGGCUUUUCUGACAUAAUGGUUGUUGACGAGCACUUUGCCAUCCGAUUCCCCAAUAGUCUGUCACUUGAGGGCGGUGCACCGUUACUCGGUGGUGGUAUUACAGUGUAUAGUCCAAUGAAAUACUUUGGGUUGAAUGAGGCAGGGAAGCAUUUGGGGGUGGUUGGGCUAGGUGGACUUGGUCACUUGGCUGUUAAGUUUGCCAAGGCCUUUGGGAUGAAGGUAACUGUGAUUAGUACUUCUCCUAACAAGAAAGAGGAAGCCAUUGGGCGACUUGGUGCUGACUCUUUUCUAGUUAGUAGCGAUACAAUGCAAAUGCAGGCUGCCAUGAACACAAUGGAUGGCAUUCUUGAUACUGUCUCAGCAGCUCAUCCUUUCAAUCCUUUGAUUCGUCUUUUGAAAUGUAAUGGGAAGCUAAUACUAUUAGGUGCCGGUGUCGCAGAUAUAGAGAAACCAAUUGAUUUGGCAGUUUUAUUGACUGCUGGAAGGAAGCUAAUAGCAGGAAGCAAUUCAGGAGGGAUGAAGGAGACGCAAGAAAUGAUAGAUUUUGCUGGGAAGCACAACAUUGUUGCAGAUGUUGAAGUUAUUCCAAUAGACUACAUAAACACAGCCAUGAAACGACUUGCCAAAGGGGACAUCCGCUAUCGAUUUGUCAUUGACAUAGGAAACACCUUGACAGCUUAGAUAAUUUUUAGUUUUAUUCUAUUUGUAUUCCAAUUUGGCUUGCUUCUAUUUGUUCUAUUUAUUCCACAUGUAUGCAAAUUUAUAGUUGCCUUUUAUGUGCUCUUUCUGCUCAGAUUUGUUUUCCUAUAUUCCUUUAUUUUUUUUUUUUUUGGCACCAAAAU
Molecule: messenger RNA, 1295 nt
Organism: Camellia sinensis
Lineage: Eukaryota; Viridiplantae; Streptophyta; Magnoliopsida; Ericales; Theaceae
Product: putative mannitol dehydrogenase
Molecular function (GO): zinc ion binding; oxidoreductase activity, acting on the CH-OH group of donors, NAD or NADP as acceptor
Source: RefSeq, a predicted model, not a curated record